Asterias rubens (European starfish) is the source of this 1101-nucleotide messenger RNA. RefSeq names its product V(D)J recombination-activating protein 1-like. Bases 160 to 1101 code for a protein of 313 amino acids. Gene Ontology annotation, molecular function: metal ion binding. The record is from RefSeq and is a predicted model, not a curated record. The transcript has a single exon. Lineage: Eukaryota; Metazoa; Echinodermata; Asteroidea; Forcipulatida; Asteriidae.
UGAAACGGAACCGUUUGCUCAAUUCUGGCAUUGUUAUCCGUCUAAAAUAGUCUUUUCUUAGUGUUUUCAUCAAGAAAGACAUUGAAAAUUACAAUUUAAAAUUACUAGAAAUUUACAAGACCUAUAUAAAUUAGUUAAGAUACAUGUGCCUUAGUAAAAAUGAUGUUAAGUCUACAAAGGUCAACACUAGAACAACAUAGAAAAUUCCUACAAAGACUAUGCCGCACAUGUGGAAAGAAAACGAUGAAGGAGAGUGAUGAGGCAAAGGGAAAGAAAGCCAAACUUGCAGCUGUGUACGAGGACAAAAUCAAGAAUGUAUUCAGAGUAGAUUUACGUGAUGAUGAUAAUGUUAAUGUGCACCCUCCUCAUAUCUGCCAUGUAUGCUACUCAAGACUGUUUCUGAGGAGGACGCAAGCUGCAGACCCACAGCCACUUCUUUGGCAGCCUCAUCCCCGAACUGGACAGUGUUCAAUAUGCAGCGACUGCAAUGAACAAUCCAAAGGUGGAAGGCCACCAAAGUCAAUUCAUCCAGGUCGUCCCAAGAGUCAACCCAUCACCAUUGACAGCCACUUUGAGCAACUUCGUUCAUCUAUGAGCAAUGCCUCAAUUCUGAAUACUGCUGACUUGAGCAAGUUUUCAGCUACCUGCUGUACAUUUCUUUGUAAACUUUGUAACAAGUUAUUACGCUUCCCUGUUGCUACACCAUGUGAACAUGUCUUCUGCACAGCUUGUAUAAGGGCCAUCUACACAAAGGAGAACAAAGUCAAGUGUCCUUGUCCCAUUUGUGACUCACUCACCCACUACAAACAGAUAGACAAUGUAAGAGCUUACUUUUGGGAAACUCUUAACAAGAGUAGCUUGAAAUGCAACUAUUGCAACAUAGUGCUGCCUCUGUCCGAAAUUGAAGGCCACAAGUGCAACCUCAUCCUUGAUCUCUCCGUCAGCAGGGAGAUACAUGAUGCACUACAAGAACCACUCAUCACAACCCCCUUAUCUCAAACACUAGAGAAACUAGGCACGAGAAUACUAAAAUCGAAAUUGGCACAAUCAUCAGAUGGCAUAUCAGCAGCAUUCAAGACAGGGGGACAGGUAGGUAUUUAA